UUAUGCCAGGUGGUUUUCCUCAAUAGUCAAGGGCCUAAAAUUGAUUCAAGUCAUUUAGCCCGCCCCAAACAUAGAAAACGGGCUAAUUUACAGCCGUCUUCAACCUUGCACCCCUUUCUUCCCUCUUCCGUCUUCUUCUUCUUCUUCUUCCUGCGUAUUUCUCUCUCUCUUUCUCCUCGAACGCAAGCUUCACAAUUGAUAACAAUGGCGAAGAAAACUAAGGAACAACCCAAUAAAACUUCAACUCCAAAAUCUGAAGAAAAAUCCGCAACUUCUAACAACAUUUUAGACAAAUUAUUCGGCGAAAUUCCUGAUACCGAAGUCUCUAAUUCCUUGUUUUCUUCCGAAAAUCCCUUUCGAAGAAAGCCAACAGAUUCAAUUCAAACAUCCCAAAUCCCUGAAACACCUAUUAAUGUCGAGGUUUCGAAGUCCGAAUCCAAGACAAAGAAGAAAAGCAAGGACGAAAAUUCUUCUGUUGAGGUUAAGAAAUCGAAGAAGAAAGAUAAAUUAGAGAAAAACCCUAAUUUGGGAAGUAUUGUUAAUGGGUCGGAAUCAAAUGUGAAUUUAGAGGAGAAAGAGAAUAAGAAGAAGAAUAAGAGGAAGAGAGAUGAAUUGGAGAGAGAAUAUGAGGUGAAGAAAUAUGGGGUUGCACCAGAUGAAGAAGAUGAGAAGAAAGAGAAAGUGGGUGGUGGGAAGAAGAGGAAGGCGUUGGAUAAUCCUGCAGAAAUGAUGGUUUCUCAAGAAGGGUAUGAUGAUGAGAGUAAGCUUUUGAGGACUGUUUUUGUUGGGAAUUUGCCAUUGAAGACUAAGAAGAAGGCUUUGUUGAAGGAGUUUAGUCAAUUUGGGGAAAUCGAUUCUGUUCGAAUUCGUUCUGUUCCUACAUUGGAUAGCAAGAAGCCGAAGAAAGCUUUGGUUAUUAAUGGGAAUCUCAAUGAGGCAGUUGAUAGUGUCAAUGCCUACAUUGUAUUCAAAACAGAGCAAGCUGCUGAAGCCUCACUAACCUAUAAUAUGUCUAUGAUUGGAGGGAACCAUGUCCGCGUUGACAGGGCGUGCCCACCUCGGAAGAAACUGAAAGGAGACGACGCUUCAGCUACUCUUUAUAAUAAUAAGAGGACAGUUUUUGUGGGUAAUUUGCCAUUUGAUGCUAAGGAUGAGGAACUUUAUCAGUUAUUUUGCAACACCAGACAACUUGAAUCUAGCGUUGAGGCUGUUCGAGUGAUUAGGGACCGACACACAAGUCUUGGAAAAGGGAUAGCUUAUGUCUUGUUCAAAACAAGGGAAGCUGCAAAUAUUGUUUGUAAAAAACGCUUGAAGCUCCGAGACCGUGAAUUGAGGAUUUGUCACGCAAAGUCAAGCACCCAAUCCUCCACACCCUCUAAGAGGAAAAGUCCAGGAGACUCGGAAAGCUCCCCUGCAAAGAAAUUUUCAGCAGGAACAGAUACUCGCUCCCCUGCAAAGAAAUUUUCUGCAGGUGCAAAGACUCCAGAAAGUCGCUACAAGGUUGGUGCUGGUGGUGAUACCUCCUACCAAGGUUUACGUGCAAGUAAAUCCGGGGAGCAAAAGAAAGCCCCCAUAAGAAGAACUGCUACAAAAACUUCUUUUAAACCCGCAAUGAAGAGUGGAGACAAAAUUAAGCAGAGGACAGAUAAAAGACCAUCAGUAGCAGCCAGAAAGGCCAAAGCAAUUGCUAUGCAAAGUGGCGGUGCUUCUAUCAAAACAGGGAAAAGAAAAAUGGAUGCCAGAACGCCCCAGAGUUCCAACAAGAAAAAGAAGGCUAUGAAAUCCAAGUGAAAGGGCCUUAGUGUAUAACUGUUCUCUGGCCAUUUUUUGUCCUUUUGAAAAUUUGUUAUAGUUUUCACUCAAAAAGAGAGACCUCUGUAGUCUGGUCUAAGCAGUUAAUACAGCUGUGUACAAUGUCCAAAAUGAUACAUUGCGAACCAUACUCACAGUGCUGUAUGUGUAAGUGUAUUAUGGCAAUAUAUCAUCUCCUUUGGUUUUUCACAA
Chenopodium quinoa (quinoa) is the source of this 2004-nucleotide messenger RNA. Its product is annotated as RNA-binding protein 34-like. The transcript has 6 exons. Gene Ontology annotation, molecular function: RNA binding. The record is from RefSeq and is a predicted model, not a curated record. Bases 205 to 1791 code for a protein of 528 amino acids. NCBI's taxonomy places the organism in Eukaryota, Viridiplantae, Streptophyta, Magnoliopsida, Caryophyllales, Amaranthaceae.